AAUUAAGUUUUGGUUUUGCGCGUCGCUGGCGCUCGCGCUGAGCAGAGGCGGCGGCUCGAGGAAGGGCCUGGCAUGGUGAUCGGGAAAAGAUGGUGUUCGAGGCUCUGGUGGUUGAGGUUCUGAAUCGUUUCCUUGGAGAUUACGUUGUGAACUUGGACUCCUCGCAGCUGCAGUUAGGAAUCUGGGGAGGAGACGUGGUAUUCAAUAAUCUGGAAGUAAAAGAAAAUGCAUUUUGCGAGCUGCAAGUUCCAUUCCAAGUUAAAGCUGGACAUAUUAGUAAACUUGAACUGAAGAUACCAUGGAAGAAUCUUUAUGCACAAGCAGUAGAAGCUACAUUAGAUGGAGUCUAUUUGCUCGUUGUUCCAUGUGCCAGUGUUGAAUAUGAUGCCAAAAAAGAGGAAUUGCAGCUUCAGGAAGUCAAACAGAGGGAAUUGCAAAGAAUUGAAGAAGCUAAGCAGAAGGUUGCUGACAAAGAAAAUCCUAAAGAAGGAAAACAAGACACGUUCAUUGAAAAGUUAAUUACUCAGGUUAUUAAGAAUCUGCAGGUGAAAAUUACCAACAUCCAUAUCCGUUAUGAAGAUAAUAUCACAAAUUACAACCACCCAUUGUCAUUUGGAAUUUCACUUCAGAAUUUAAGUCUUGAGACUACAGAUGAACGAUGGAAUCCGUGUUUACAUGAUCAAUGUGAGCACGUCUUCAAUAAGCUUGUCCGAUUAGACUACCUCUGUGCAUAUUGGAAUGUCAACACCAAAAUGUAUUCUUAUACCAGUCAGACUGAGGCCUUGGAACUCUUGAAAGGUGGAGUUUCAACAAGUGACUUCAUUCCAAGGGAAUAUCAGUUCAUUUUCCAGCCAAUAUCUGCAAAAGCCAAACUUGAAAUGAAUCCCCGAGCAGAAGUUGACUUUGCAUCACCAAAGGUAAACUUGGAAGUAGACCUCCAAGGUAUAACCAUUGAACUCAAGAGACCUCAGUAUCUUAGCAUCAUGGAGCUGCUUGGAUCUAUUGAUAUGAUGACACGAAAUCUACCGUACAGGAAAUAUAAGCCAAAUGUUCCUUGUUGCAGUAAUCCUAGUGCAUGGUGGACAUAUGCUAUAAAUAGUGUAUUGAAAGAGAACAUAAAGCCUAGGCUUGAAGGAUGGUCUUGGAAACACAUUCGAAUGCACCGGCUAAAAAUCAAAAAUUACAGGCAGCUCUACAAAUCAAGGAUUACAUCCAGGAAACCAGAUGAAGAACUUAUCAGCACACUUGAGGAGCUUGAAAAAGAGCUGGAUUUGUUCAAUAUUACACUUGCAAGACAACAGGCAGAAGUGGAGGCAAUGAAAGCAGGGUAUAAGAUUUACAGACCUGGUUCAAAGGUUGAGGAAGAUGACUCUGGUGGAUGGUUUGCUUGGGCUUGGAGCUGGGCAGCAGUCAAAGAGGAGAAACCACGGGAUUCAAAAUCUGGAAUUGACUUAUUGAUGACACCCGAAGAGAAAUCUAAACUCUAUACUGCAAUUGGAUAUAGUGAAGCUGCAGUGGAUCCUACAAUGCCAAAAAGGUAUGAGGCAGUGAAACUUUCUGUGAAGCUAUUGAGUAUGUCUUUGUGCAUCAAAGAAGAGCAGGACAAGCCAGAGAUAAUGAAAUUUUCUGUGAUCAACUUAAGCACAAAGGUAACCCAGAGACCAGGAGCACAAGCAAUUAAGUUUGAAGCAAUGAUAAGAAGACUUGAAGUGACUGGACUUCCUUGGGAAAUGCAGAGACCGUUACUACUUACUUCAGGAAAUAUUAAGAAUGAAAGUGAAGAUACUCUGCUCCAGAUUAUGUUUGAAACCAAUCCAUUAGAUGAAAAAGCGGAUCAGCGGAUGAGGGUGGAGUCGCGUCCUCUUGAAAUUGUGUAUGAUGCAAGAACUGUGAACAGUUUAGUGGAUUUUUUUCGACCACCCAGUGAUGUGCAGCUGGAAGAGCUAACGUCAGCAACUUUGAUGAAACUUGAGGAAUUCCGUGAUAAAACUGCAACAGGUUUGAUGUACAUUAUUGAGACACAGAAGGUCCUGGACUUGAAAGUUAACCUUAUGGCUUCUUAUAUUAUUGUUCCACAAAAUGGUUUUUAUGACAAAUUUGCCAACUUACUAGUUCUUGAUCUUGGUAAUUUAAAGAUGGUCAGUAAAAGUCGUGCAAAUAUGCCACAAAUCACAGCUGGAGAAAGCACAUUGGAGGAUAUCAUGGCCAGAGCCUAUGACUGUUUUGAUGUACAGCUGAGUAGUGUUCAACUUCUCUAUGCUGCACCAGAGGAGGACUGGAAGACAGCUCGAAAAAGAAAAGAAUCCUCUCAGCACAUCCUGCAACCCAUGGAUUUAAAACUUGAAUUUUGUAGAGCAAUGGUGGUCUCUGAUGCAAGAAUGCCAAAAUUUAAAGUUUAUGGUGGGCUUGCUUUACUAUCUGUUCGCAUCUCAGACCAAAAGCUUAGAGGAGUUUUAGGCUUGAUAGAUAGCAUUCCUACACCAGAAAGUCGUUCACCAUCACAACAGCCAUCUUUAAAAUCCAGACAGAAACUGUCUCCUGAUAUGACACCACAGUCUGUGCAAAAAAGAGCACUACGUAAGGAUCUGUACUCUUCUGUUCUCAGUAUGACAGAUUCUGAUGAUGAGUUCUAUGAUGCUCUCAGCUCUCCAGUGGAUGCACCAGCAGACUUACCAAGUAGUGAUAUUUCAUUAAAGAGAUCCGAAUCAUUACGCCAGAAACAGUUGAAAAAACAAGAAUCAAUGAAAAAUAUGACUGAGUUCCAAUUGGAGUUUGAAAUAACAAAGAUGCUACUUGGAAUUUUUCGUCACGUAGAGGGUACUGAAAAUCUUGUGUUGGAGUUGGACAUACUAGGACUUGGUACAGAACUGAAAUUGAGAACAUAUGAUAUGACUUCGCAUACGUAUCUCAAAGAAGUCAGCUUAAAAUGUCCUGAACAGAGAGAUUCUGACAAUAAACCCAUUUAUAUUAUCACCACAUUGGACAACAAAGAAGAUGAUCUUCUUACAAUAGAAUAUGUUAAGGCUGACCGAAAUGGACCAGAGUUCACAACCACCUACAACAAUACAGAGCAACUCAUCAAGGCAAACAUUUCUUCUCUGGAUGUCCAUUUACACACUGAAGCACUGCUGAAUUCUGUUAAUUUCCUGAAGAGUCUUGUACCACAUUCUGAAAGCAAGGUCAGUUCAGAUGAACAAGUCCCUGCCAUUGAGGAGAAAAAGGCCUUCACAAAGAAAAAAUCAUCUUCUAAAAAAUCAACAUAUGAUAUGAUCAACAUUCAUAGUUAUGCAGAAUUGGCACUUCUGAAGAUUUUCAUCAGUGAUCAAAGGAAAAGAAUUGCAGAAGUAAGCAUUGAAGGUCUUGAUGCUGUGGUGGUUUUGAGGAAGGGAUCUACUGAAGUAACAACGAAACUAAAGAAUAUUGUAGUUUUGGAUGCUGAAGAAAAUGCACCAUACAAGAAGGCUGUAUCCCUUACUGGAAAAGAGGUCUUCAGCUUUAAAAUGACUUCUUACGUGGAUGCUACAGAAGGUGCUGCCUAUACUGAUCUGAAUGUGGUUGAUAAUUCUAUUAAAUUGACAGUUGGCUGUAUUCAGGUCAUCUUUGUGAAAAAAUUUGUUUCUUCAUUAUUGGCUUUCAUGAAUACAUUCCAAACUGCCAGGGAAGCUGUGACUGAGGCAACUGUCCAAGCUGCUUCUGGAGUGAAGGAUCUUGCAGAACGGAGCACCAGAAUGUCACUGGAUAUUCAAAUCAAUGCACCUGUAGUUGUUGUUCCGCAGUCUCCUAUUUCUGAAAAUGUUGUUGUUGCAGAUUUUGGUGUUAUUAUUAUACAGAACAAUUUCUCAAUGAUUAAACAAAAAGCUCACAACAAUUUGCCACCAAUCAUUGAUUCCAUGAAAAUAUGGCUACGUGAGCUGAAAUUAUACAGGACAAUGUAUGUGGAUGGGAUUUUUCUCUCUGAAAUUUCAUUGCUUCGGCCUGUUAACCUGGAGGUUGUUGUUGACCGUAACUUAGCUGCAGCUUGGUACCAUGAAAUUCCAGAUAUUAAAAUUCUUGGAAUCUUAAAACCUCUGCAUGUUGUACUCAGCCAAGAAGAUCUGGUCAUUAUUUUGAAAACUCUCAAUGAAAAUUUGGGUGAUAAUUCAGUUGACUCUGUGGCUGCACAGAGUGAUAAAAAGAGAGAUCAUUCAGGCACUGAGAAAGGAAAUCCUUCACAAAAUUCUGCAGGAAGAACUGUGGUAACUGCUGCUGUUGUGGAAACACAAAAACCUGUGAAACUUAAGACAACAUUGAAGUUGGACUUUAGUUUGGAUGAGCUUUCUUUAAUCCUCUACAGUCAACCUUCAAACCCGAUGAAUAUUACAAAAGAGCAGAGAUCUGAUCAGGACAUACUAGCAGAGUUCAAGUUACAUACGUUUUCCACUUCUGUCAAGAUGUUAUCUGAUGGAUCCAUGAAAGCUGACGUGAAACUUUAUAACUGCAUGCUAGAUGACAAACGAAUGGGAAUAGAGAAAGCCACAUCAAGAAUGGUGGAAAUGAAGCUAACAAAUAAGAAGAAUGCAAUGAUCGACUUCAGUUACAAACAAGGAAGAGAAGGCAUGUUUCUAGAUGCAGUUAUACGUGAUAUCUAUGUUUGUGCAAGUAUGGAAUUUCUACUCACAGUGGUUGACUUCUUUGUACAAGCAAAUAAUCAAGUCUCUGCAGUGCAUCCGAACAAACCAACAGCAACACAGACAAAAGAUAGAGGAGAAAGAGUGUCAUCACAAACUACGUCAAAAAUGGAACUCAUUGUUCGUGUUCAGAAUCCAGAGAUCAUCUUUGUAGCAGAUUUGACAAGAGCAGAUGCCCCAUCACUGGUGGUGACAACUCAAUGUGAGGCUGAUAUUAAUAAUGAUAUGGAAAGUCAAAAAAUUACUGCAGCUGUUAAAGAUCUAAAAGUAAUGGUCUGCCCGUUUCUAAAAGGAAAAAGAAAAGAUCAAGUUACUACGGUCCUUCAGCCUUGCAAUUUGUUCUUCCGAAGUACACAACCUGCUUCUGGUCCCAUUGAAGUAGAGCUGGCUGUGAAAUCACUGAUGCUGAAAGUGUCUCCUAUUAUUAUUAACACGGUGAUUACAAUAAUGUCUGCCUUGACUCCAGCUGCUAGUAGUCCACAGGAAAAAUGCAGUGAGAUUCCACUUGACUUGUGGACUAAGAAGGAUGUGAAAAAUUUAAAGUUCUGGUUUUUGGAAGACACAAAUGAUAAUGAGAACAAUGGUAGUCAAGUAAAACAACUAGACACAACAGGAGAGAGCCUAAAAAUGACAGUUGAAUAUGUAUGCCUGACUCUGGAAGCAGGUAUCGGACACAGAACUGUUCCAAUGCUUUUAGCAAAAUCAACUUUUGAAGGAGAUGUGCAGAACUGGAGCACACUCAUUAACCUUAAAUGCCAUCUUAAUUUAGAGGUACAUUACUACAAUGAAGUACUUGCUGUAUGGGAGCCACUACUUGAACCACUAGAGAUUGAAGGCAGUGAUGAAUUUCGACCUUGGGAGCUUGGGAUCAAAAUAAAGAAGAAGGCUAUCAAAGCAAGAAAUGAUGCAGAAAAUGAAGAAGAAAAGCUCCAUACUCCUGCAUAUAAAACAGUUCUUCACGUCUCUUCAAAAGACCAACUCAAUAUUACCAUGUCAAAAUGUGGUUUAACCAUGCUUAAUAAUUUAGCUACGGCAUUUGCUGAAGCUGCUGGUAAAACAAGUGACGUUUUUCAGAAAGACCAAGCACCUUUUGCAAUAAAGAAUUCUCUUGGAAUUGAUGUUACAAUUUAUCCUAGUGACUCAUUUGUUGUCAUCAAUAGAACAUCACCAAAAAUGCAUUAUGAACUUAAAGAUGGAGAGAUUCUUGAUAUGGAUUACCAGCGGACCACAAAUGAACAGGAGCUUCUAUCAAACUUAACUAAUGCAAGCAGCAAAUUGUUUUACAUUUCACUAACUCCUCAGGGCCACACUGCAGCUGACAAAAUUCCACUGAUUAAGUUGGGUCGCCGUUUGUACACCAUUACACACGAGGAAUCAAUUGUUGAGCGAGCCAUUAUAUGCCAGAUUGAUGCAGUGCAAGGAAGCAAGAGAAUAACAAUUCGUUCUCCUGUUCAGAUAAAAAAUCAUUUUUCAUUACCUUUCAAUGUGUUUGAAGAUAUGGAAUCAGAUUUGAAGAUGCUUGGUAAAAUUCAGCCAAAUGAAGAAUUCAAUGUGCCUUUGCUUUCUUACAGAUCAGCUCUCCGUUUACAAUUAAUAAUGAAGAACAAGGAACCAUAUGCUCCCUGUGAAACUAUCACUUUUGGUCAUUUAAAUACAAAUACUAAAGUUGUAUUUAAGCGUGAGUGCUGUUUUGUUGGGAACAAUGAGCAGGACCCAAUGAUGAUCAAUAUAGUUGCAGUACAUGACACACUGACAUCUGACAAUCCUGAUGAAGACAAGAAUGCAUAUGUGCUCCAUUUGUGGCCUACUGCAAUUCUUCAAAACCUUCUGCCUUGUAUGGUUGAUGUAUGCCUAACUGAGGGAAGUGUGGAACGAACCUUGAAGGUCGACGAAGGAAAUUCUGCCCAGCUUCAUGAUGCUGUAUUGGACAAGUCUAAGUUGACACUCACUAUUGAUUAUUUGGGCCAUAAUUGGUCAGGAGAAUACAGCAUCAAAAGCAACCAAACUGACAUUGAAUUAAUCAAAUUUAAAACACACGAUGAUGAAAAGAGUGAAAUAGACAUUGCAAUCCUUGUGACGAGCAACGUUGGAUACACUUUGUUGACAUUGCAUAGUCCAUAUUGGAUGAUAAAUAAAACUGGGAGGAUGCUUCAGUAUAAAGCUGAUGAUGUCCACCGUAAGCAUCCUUUGGAUUACAGAAAACCUUUGCUAUUUUCUUUUGGAUCAAAAUGUAUUUUCCAAAAGAACAAGGUUCAGCUAAAGAUAACUGACAGCGAAUUGUCAGAUUGGUUUUCUCUGAACACUGUGGGUAGUUAUGGCUCUGUUAAAUGCAAAGGACCAAAAAAGGAUUAUCAGGUUGGUGUGAGGAUAGACACCAGCAGCUUCAACCUAACAAAAAUUGUGACCUUCACACCAUUUCACAUGAUCAUCAAUCGAACGAAAUACAGAAUAGAAGUAACUGAAGAGUGUGAUGCGAAGUGGCUAAGUAUUGAUUCAAACCAGUGCAUCCCCUUCUGGCCUGCCAGAGAUUCUGAAAAGUUAGUCGUUCGGGUUGAAGGAUGCAGUGCGCAACCACAAAAAUUUUACUUCAACAAACAAGAAAAUUGUCUUUUACUUCGUCUGGAUAAUAAGUUCGGAGGCAUCAUAGUGGAAGUACACUUGGCAGAACAUUCUACCUUGGUUACUUUUAAGGAUUACCAUGAAGGGGCUGCUCCAUUCCUCGUUAUUAACCAUACAGGCACAAGCACAAUUGAAUAUCAUCAGAGCAAUUCAACUCGAAAGAAGUAUCAAUUGGAGCCAGGUGAAGCAUCUUACUAUACCUGGGAAGAGCCAACAGAACCAAAGCUGUUGAAGUGGCAUUGCCAAUGUGAGGAUAUAGGUGGAGAACUAAGCAUGGUAAAGGAUGAUCUUCCAAGGAAUCAUGGGGCUUUUUAUGUAGAAUCCUUCUUUGAGGGAUUGCAGAGAAUCAUUCUAUUCACAGACGAUGAGAGAACAUUCAGAUUGGCUCACGAAAGUGAGAAAGCAGAAAUAGCAGACCAGGAAAUGAUCCUGUCUUUACAGAACUUGGGAAUUUCUUUGGUUAAUAAUUCAACAAAGCAAGAAGUGAUCUACAUUGGUAUAACAAGUUCUGAUGUUAUUUGGGAAAGUAAGCCCAAAGAAAAAUCACGCUGGAAACAAAUGAGUAGGAAGCAAACAGCUCAGCUGGAAAAGGUUUAUAAAGACUAUAUAGAGACAUCACCUCAUGAGAGCUACAUUGUUGAUCUUCCCUGUGAUGUUAAGGCUCUUCUAACUCCCACUGGUGCAGACAUGAAACUUGUACAACCUUCUGAAGUGCAAAUAAGAAGAAAUUAUCAACCAGCUAUAAAAAUAGAAUACACAAUUUCAGCUCAUCAGAGAUCUCUCAGAAUGCAGGUUUUCAAGAUUCAGAUUCAAAACCAGCUUUCUGGAGCCAUCUUUCCUUUUCCAUUUUAUCCUGUUACUCCCCCCAAGUCCAUCGCCAUGGAUUCAGCACCAAAACCUUUUGCUGAUGUUAGUAUCAUCAUUAGAUCUGCAGGGCAGUCUGAAAUAUCUCGUUUCAGAUAUUUUGUAGUGUUAAUUCAAGAAAUGGAUCUAAAGCUGGAUCUUGGUUUUCUUUAUGCCCUCAUGGAACUCUUCAACCAAUCAACAGAUACAGUUAUUGCAGAACAACAGCUGGAGCUAUUUAAAAAAGACCUUGAGUAUGUUCAAACAGAACUGUUGACUGAAUCUGCCAAUGAUACUUCACCGAUCAGUCUAUAUGAAUAUUUCCAUAUUUCUCCUAUCAAACUACAUCUGAGUUUUUCUAUCAGUUCGGGAAGUGAAGAAAGUAACAAACAGCAAGAAACAGAAUUGGUCCCGAUCCAAUCUCUGAAUCUUUUGUUAAAAAGCAUUGGAGCAACUCUCACUGAUGUACAAGAUGUUGUCUUCAAGCUUGCAUGUCUUGAAAUCCAGCAUCAAUUUUAUACAACACAACAGCUUCAAUGGGAGGUCAUCCGACAUUAUUCUAAACAGGCAAUCAAACAAUUAUAUGUCCUUGUUCUUGGACUCGAUGUCUUGGGCAAUCCUUUUGGGUUAAUCAGAGAUAUAUCAGAAGGAGUAGGAGCAUUUUUCUAUGAACCUUAUCAGGGAGCAAUUCAAGGACCUGAAGAAUUUGUGGAAGGAAUGGCCUUGGGUGUAAAGGCUUUAGUUGGUGGUGCUGUUGGUGGUAUUGCAGGUGCUGCAUCUAGGAUAACUGGCGCAAUGGCAAAAGGUGUAGCUGCUAUAACGAUGGAUGAAGAAUACCAGCAGAGACGUAGGGAGGCCAUGAAUAAGCAGCCAAGUGGAAUUAAAGAAGGAAUUACACGUGGAGGAAAAGGCUUAGUAUCGGGUUUUGUCAGUGGAAUCACUGGAAUAGUGACAAAGCCAAUCAAAGGUGCACAGAAGGAAGGUGCAACUGGUUUUUUUAAGGGAAUUGGCAAAGGCCUGGUUGGAGCAGUGGCAAGACCGGCUGGAGGCAUUAUAGACUUGGCCAGCAGCACUUUUCAAGGGAUAAAAAGUGCAACAGAAUCAUCAGAAGAAGUUGAGAGCCUCCGACCACCUCGAUUUAUUCAUGAAGAUGGAGUAAUUCGUCCAUACAGGCUGAGAGAAGCAGAUGGCAUGCAGAUCCUUCAGUUGAAAAGAUGCAUUCUGGAAAACUCAUAGGGAUGGACAGCGUGCCUGUAUUCUAGAACAUUUCCAACUAAAAUGCAUGCAAGUUACACAAAUCAAAGAAGGCUGAGAAGAGAAUAUUGCAGAAAAUAUUCCUAGUGUAGGACAUUAUUUUGUUCUCUUAGUACUGGUUUGCUUCCACAUUUGCAGGUUUAAUUUAGCUGAUGUUCCUGUCUUCUAUUGCUGUUUUUAAUUUAUUAAGUGUUGUAGUUUGUAUUUAAAAGAACUUCAGGUAAUUGUACAAUUGUGAAGGUGCUGUAAUAAAACCUUUGUCCAAUUUCUAUAGCUCUAUUCAUGUCACUUAUCAUACUGCUUCAAUAUUUCCUGUUAACUUUAAUCUUGUUGCUUUUUAAUUCAUAAUAGUACUGCAUUUAAUAAAACAAAAUGUGCAAAAAUGGUUUUACAGUUUCUACUUAGGCUGUAUGAAGUUAUGAAUCUGUAACACCUUACCUACUCCAAUAUUGUACACUUCAUUACAAAUUCAUUAAUUCAAUGUAAACAUGGCAUGUUUUAAAAUUUUGACUAUCUUUAACCUAGGAUUAUAUGAGGUGUGCAGUGGUAAGGAAGCCAAUCUUAAAUAAUAAUUCUGAGAUAAGUGCUUUUUCCAAAGAUCUAUGCAUUGAGGUAGCUGCUCUCCUAAUUUUUGCUGCCUGAUUUUAUUUCAAUUACUUUAGCCUUCUCAUGAAUUGUAGAAGUAGCCUUAUAUUGUGUGAAAUGAUCAGAAGAGACUCAUUAACAGCACUGCAGAGCUAAAGAUGAUGUCCCAGUCCAUCGAUUAAAACAUUAUAUUCUUUCUUUUAAAAAAAAAUGAAAGAAUUGCCCAAAGGCUUUUAAGAAGGAAAUCUAAUAAGGAACCCUUAUAUUUCUUCACUGAUAUUUUAAGCAAGUUAGUUCUCAUUAUGGUAAUUAAUAGUUAAUAUGUUACGCAUCUUAAUACUAAUAAGCAUGGUGGUUGUACAAAUGUUACCAUAUAAAUGCUACUAAAUAAUUGCAGGAUUUUACUUUGUGUUAAUAGAAAGCACAUUAGUACUUUCAAGAGUUUUUGAUGUACCAUAUACCCAAAAAGAGAAAAAAACUAAAAAUUAAAUGAACAUAUUAUAGAACUUAAAACAGUAGAACACUGUACAGGCCCUGCAGCUCAGGCUGUGUCAGCUUUUUAGCCUUAUCGUUAUCCUUGCAGAUUGGAAUUUGUUGGUCAGGAAAUCACAGGUCCAAUUGCCAAAGCAGGUGAACUGUGAAAAGAGUUUGCUUUGAAUUAUGAGAUGGAAGGCUGAGCUGUAGUGAUUUAAAAAGGAAUCUGAUAUAUGUGACUUUGUUAUCCAGAUGUCCCUGAAAUGAUUGCAGAGCUAGGAAGAGGCAUUUGCUGUGGACCUGUUUCAUUUGUUGGUGAAUGCAUCAAGGUUGCCUAGGAGCUGGAGUUGAUGUGUGCCAUGGCCAGUCUCUUGAAGCAUUUCCUUGAUGGUGAAUGUCAGAGCUGCAGAUGACAACAAGGCAGGUUAAUAUAGAAACAUAGAAAACCUACAGCACAAUACAGGCCCUUUGGCCCACAAGGUUGUGCCGAACAUGUCCGUACCCUAGAAAUUACUAGGCUUACCUAUAGCCUUCUAUUUUUCUAAGCUCCAUGUACCUAUCCAAAAGUCUCUUUAAAAACCCUAUCGUAUCCGCUCCACCACCUUUGCCGACAGCCCAUUCCACGCACUCACCACUCUCUGAGUAAAAAAACUUACCCCUGACAUCUCCUCUGUACCUACUCCCCAGCACCUUAAACCUGUGUCCUCUUGUGGCAACCAUUUCAGCCCUGGGAAAAAGCUUCUGACUAUCCACACGAUCAAUGCCUCUCAACAUCUUAUACAUCUCUAUCAGGUCACCUCUCAUCCUCUGUUGCUCCAAGGAGAAAAGGCUGAGUUCACUCUACUUGUUUUCAUAAGGCAUGCUCCCCAAUCCAAGCAACAUCCUUGUAAAUCUCUUCUGCACCCUUUCUAUGGCUUCCAUAUCCUUCCUGUCGUGAGGCGACCCAAACUGAACACAGUACUCCAAGUGGGUCUGAAGAGGGUCCUAUAUAGCUGCAACAUUACUACUUGGCUCCUAAAUUCAAUUCCAUGAUUGAUGAAGGCCACUACACCAUACGCCUUCUUAACCACUGAGUCAAACUGCGCAGCUGCUUUGAGCGUCCUAUGGACUCGGACUUCAAGAUCCCUCUGAUCCUCCACUCUGCCGAGAGUCUUACCAUUAAUACUAUAUUCUGCCAUCAUAUUUGACCUACCAAACUGAACCACCUCACACUCAUCUGGGUUUAACUCCAUCUGCCAUUUCUCAGCCCAGCUUUGUAUCCUAUCAAUGUCCGCUGUAACCUCUGACAGCCCUCCACACUAUCCACAGUACCUCCAACCUUAGUGUCAUCAGCAAACUUACUAACGCAUCCCUCCACUUCCUCAACCAGGUCAUUUAUAAAACUCACGAAGAGUAAGGGUCCCAGAACAGAUCCCUGAGGCACUCCACUGGUGACCAACCUCCAUGCAGAAUAUGACCCAUCUACAACCACUCUUUGCCAUCUGUGGUCAAGCCAGUUCUCGUUCCACAAAGCAAUGUCCCCUUGGAUCCCAUGCCUCUUUACUUUCACAAUAAGCCUUGCAUGGGGUACCUUAUCAAAUGCCUUGCUGAAAUCCAUAUACACUACAUCUACUGCUCUACCUUCAUCAAUGUGUUUAGUCACAUCCUCAAAAAAUUCAAGCAGGCUCGUAAGGCACGACCUGCCCUUGACAAAGCCAUGCUGACUAUUCCUAAUCAUAUUAUACAUCUUCAACUGUUCAUAAAUCCUGCCUAUCUGGAUCUUCUCCAUCAACUUACCAACCACUGAGGUAAGACUCAAUGGUCUAUAAUUUCCUGAUCUAUCUCUACUCCCUUUCUUGAAUAAAGGAACAACAUUCGCAACCCUCCAUUCCUCUGGAACCUUUCUUAUCCCUAUUGAUGAUGCAAUGAUCAUCGCCAGAGGCUCAGCAAUCUCCUCCAUGGCCUCCCAUAGUAGCCUGGGGUACAUCUUGUCCAGUCCCGGUGACUUAUCCAACUUGAUGCAUUCUAAAAUCUCCAGCACAUCCUCUUUCUUAAUAUCUACAUGCUCAAGCUUUUCAAUCUGCUGCAAGUCAUCACUAUUAUCACCAAAAGCCUUUUCCAUAGUGAAUAUUGAAGUAUUCAUUGAGUUACCUCUGCUAUUUCCUCCAGUUCCAUACACACUUCCCCACUGUCACAUUUGAUAGGUACUAUUCUUUCAUGUCUUAUCUUCCUAUUCUACACAUACUUGUAGAAUGCCUUGGGGUUUUCCUUAAACCUGCCCGCCAAGGCCUUCUCACGGCCCAUUCUAGCUCUCCUAAUUUCCUUCUUAAGAUCCUUCCUGUUAGCCUUAUAAUCUUGUAGAUCGCUAACGUUACCCAGCACUUUGAACCUUUUGUAAGCUUUUCUUUUCUCCUUGACCAGAUUUAUUACAGCCCUUGUACACCACGGUUCCUGCACCCUACCAUAACUUCCCUGUCUGAUUGGAACGUACCUAUGCAGAACUUUACACAAAUAUUCCCUGCACAUUUGUCACAUUUCUUCCGUAUUUUUCCUUGCUAACAUCUGUUUCCAAUUUAAGCUUCCAAUUUCCUGUCUGAUAGCCUCAUGAUUCCCCUUACUCCAAUUAAAUGCUUUUCUAACUUGUCUGUUCCUAUCUCUCUCCAAUGCUAUGGUAAAGGAGAUAGAAUUAUGAUCACUAUCUCCAAAAUGCUCUUUCACUGAGAGAUCUGACACAUGACCAGGUUCACUUACCAAAACCAUAUCAAGUACAGCCUCUCCUCUUUAGGUUUAUCUAUAUAUUGUGUCAAGAAACCUUCCUGAACACACCUAACAAAUUCCACCCUAUCUAAACCCCUUGCUCUGGGGAGAUGCCAAUCUAUAUUUGGGAAAUUAAUAUCUCCCAUCACGACAACUCUGUUAUUAUUACACCUUUCCAGGAUCUGUUUCUCUUGAUAUCCCUGUUACUAUUGGGCGGCCUAUAUAAAAAAAACACCCAGUAAAGUUAUUGACCCCUUCCUGUUCCUAAUCUCCACCCACAGAGAUUCCGUAGACAAUCCCUCCAUGACGUCCACCUUUUCUGCAGCCGUGACACUAUCUCUGAUCAACAGUGCCACUCCCCCACCUCUUUUGUCUCCCUCCCUGUCCUUUCUGAAACAUCUAAAACCUGGCGCUUGAAGUAACCAUUCCUGUCCCUGAACCAUCCAACACAUCAUAACUCCAAGUACUGAUCCACGCUCUAAGCUCAUCCGCUUUGUUCACCACACUCCUUGCAUUAAAAUAGAGUGUGUCCCUUCUCUAUCACUUGCCUACCAUCCCUCACAUGCUAUCUCCUAUCUUUCUCUAUUUGAGAGCCAGACGCCUCUUCCCCAGUCUCUUCAGUUUGGCACCCAGGAACAUUUCUAUCAAAUACAAACCUUUGAUUUCUGUCCACACAAGCAGUCGUUGCAUGACCUUUAUCCUCCUCCACCUCACUAUCUGCUCUAACACUCUGGUUCUCCUCCCCCUGUAAGUCUAAGUCCCCUGAAUCAGCACUAGCUAACCUACCCGCAAGGAUGUUAGUCUCUUUCUAGUUCAGGUGCAAACCGUCCCGUCGGGACAGGUCCCUCCUUUCCUGGAAAAAGCCCAAUUGUCCAGAAAUAUGAAGCCCUCCCUCCUGCACCAUCUCCUUAGUCACAUAUUUAGCUGCAUUAUCUUCCUAUUUCUAGCCCCACUAGCACGUGGCACGGGGAGCAAUCCUGAGAUUGCAUCCCUGGAGGUCCUGUCCUUUAACUUUGCACCUAACUCCCUAAACUCUUUUUGCAGGACCUCCUCCUCCUUCCUAUCCAUGUCAUUGGUCCCUACAUGGACCACGACAUCUGGCUGCUCACCCUCCAUCCUGAGAAUACCAAGAACUCGAUCCGAGAUAUUGCUGACCCUGGCACCAGGGAGGCAACAGACCAUCCAGAAUUCUCGAUCUCUCCCACAAAACCUCUUACCUGCCCCCCCAACUAUCGAAUCCCCUAUCACUACUGCUCUCCUCUUUUCCCUCCUUCCUUUCUGAGCUGAGGGUCCAGUCUCAGUGCCAGAGAUGCUACCACUACAACUUGUCCCUGGUAGGUCGUCCCCACCAACAAUAUCCAAAAUGGUAUACUUAUUAUUGAUGGGAACAGCCACAGGGGUGCUCUGCUCUUUCUGUCUAUUCCCUUUCCCUCUCCUGACAGUCACCCAGUUACCUGCCUCCUGACUUUUAGGUGACUAUCUCCCUGAAACUCUUGUCUAUUUCUGUCUCUGCCUCACGAAUGAUCCAAAGUUCAUUCAGCUCCAGUUCCAGUUCCCUAACUCGGUUUGUCAGGAGCUGCAGCUGGAUGCACUUUUUACAGGUGUAGUCAUCAGGGACAAUUGUGCUGUUCCUGACUUCCCACAUCCUGCAUACAGAGCACUCGACUGCCCUAACUGCUCCCUCCAUUACCUAUUCCUGUUAAUUAAAUUAAUUAAAGGAACUUACCCGGCCUUACCUCACUUGGAACAAGCUCGUCCUCAGCCUCUCGAGCCAAAGCCUCAAAGCUCCACUCCUACCCUGAGCUAUUCACACCACUCCUCUUCAGUUACCCAUCCUUUUAUUUAUCCCUGCCAAUUACCUCACAAGCUCUUUGCUCCUCUUCUUCCUGCUGCAACAGUUUCUCAAUCACACUGUCCUGAGUACCUGCUGCGCAUGCCUUUUUAAAGCACUAAAUAUAGCUAUUAAUAAACUAUAUGGUACAUGCCAUUGUAAGUUAAAACAUACAAAACCCAAGUUGUCAAAUCCAUAAGAAAACCCUAAUUCAGUCCCUGUUGGAGUAUUGUGUUAAUUCUUAGACACUGCACAUAAGAAGGAAAUUAAGAUUUUGUGGAAGGUACAAUACAGAUUAGUGGUAUAGUUCUGGGAUUAAGGGAUUGGUUAUUUAGAAAGUCUAUAAAAUUCAGACUUUUUAGGGGGAAAAAAGUUGAUGGCUUUUUUUUGUUGCAUGUGUCAGAGGGUCGUGAGCAAGUAAACAGAUUUUCUGUGGCUAAAAGAACAGAGCACAGAUUUUAGAUGUUUAGCAAAAAUAUGAUGAAAAUUAUUUUACAUAAUGGGUAGUUAUAGUUUGUAAAACUCUGCUUUAUAGAAUGCUACAUGCAGUUUUAAUAUAGAAUUUAGAAGAAAUUAUUUAAACGUAAGGGAGAAAAAAGAUGAUAAAAAUUGCUUUUUGAUUUUAAAGAAAUGUUCAGGGCGAGAUUGGGUAUUGUAAUAGAAGUGAAAACAUGUUGAUUGUAUGAUUUUUUUCUGGAUUUUAAAAUAUGCUUUUUAUUGGACUUUGAGACUUGCUUGAAUGUUAAGCACUUGCAGCUUCUCUUUGGUUUACUUGAAUGAGGAUAUUUCAGGGUAUGGAACCUGGGAAUUAGCCAGAGGGUAGUGAAUCUGGAAUUUAUUCCUACAGAUGACUAUGGAGGCCAAGUCAUUAGUUAUAUUUAAAACAGAGAUUGAUAGGUUCUUGAUUAGUAAUAGUGUCAAAGGUUAUGGAAAAAGCCAGUAGAAUGGGGUUGAAAGGGAUAACAUAUCAGCUAUGAUUGAAUGGUGGAGCAGACUUGAUGGACCAAAUGGCCUGCUCUGCUCCUAUGUCAUAUAGUCUUGUGUGGAAUAGUGGAAUCGCUGUAUCGAGUUUGCUCUAUUAAAGGGCUGGAGACAAAAACUACUUCCUGUUCUGUACCAGAGUGCAAUUCCAUAAUGAAAAUUAAAACAGUUAUUUUUAACAAUUGUGAACAGUUUUAAAAGUACAUUACUAAAUGUUCCUCAGCAAUGAAAUUCAAAAAAAGAGUUUUGGCCUUUUUCUUAAAAUUCUGUCUCUUUUUGUUC
Messenger RNA from Hypanus sabinus (Atlantic stingray), 16272 nucleotides. It is a transcript of the gene vps13a, whose product is annotated as vacuolar protein sorting 13 homolog A. Gene Ontology annotation, cellular component: extrinsic component of membrane. The record is from RefSeq and is a predicted model, not a curated record. NCBI's taxonomy places the organism in Eukaryota, Metazoa, Chordata, Chondrichthyes, Myliobatiformes, Dasyatidae. The transcript is spliced from 69 exons. Gene Ontology annotation, biological process: protein targeting to vacuole; autophagy; protein retention in Golgi apparatus. Bases 90 to 9365 code for a protein of 3091 amino acids.